AGAGCUUAGCAAAGAUGGUUUAUCGGGGACUGAAUGAGCCGUCUGCCUCAUAGAAUGAUAGCAGUUCCGGCUGGGCGGGCGUAGAAAUGUCGAUCCAAGGCGUUGUGAGUUGCAUUAAAAACCAUCCGGGCUUUUACAUGCCCAUAAGCUCGAAUCACUGAUGUCACGUGACUUGCGAUGACUUGCGAUAACGAGUUUUCGCGUACGCGAACGAUCGAAGAAGUACGGACCCGACGACUCAUAAUAACCAAUGCACAUCUCCAGCUUCAAAACUACCAGCUGUGAAGACCCAAGAAUAUCUUAAACCAGCUCAGAGCAGCCAGUCCUUACCUGAUCCACCAAGCGUCGCUGUCAUCGCCAACGGUCUUCUUCCACUCCCCAUGGUAGGCUUUAUUUCACAUCUAAAUAACUCCUCAAUAUGCGAAGCAGGCCGCUCCUUUUUUCCUUGCAAUCCUGCGGUCAGGUGGAAAACAUCUUGUCUUUCUGCCAAAAUGGUGAUAGUGGAUAUGUAACAGGGGGCCUACAGAGAGUUUAGACGACCACAAGUUAGUUGGUCGUUAGAAUGGGAAGAAUGAAAGGUUUACAGGCACAGCAUAACCAAGCUACGCGCGAUACGUACCCGACGCCCAACAAUUGAACUGUUCGUAUUUUGAAGGCUUGCCGACGUCGCAUCCUAUUCUCAAAGGGACAAUAGACUCAGCAGUACGUCAAUCAAGGUGCGGGUCGACAAUAUGCCCUAAGCCCGCCAGGCACUACAGCAGGAGAUAAGAAAUGUCCGCAAAGAUUAUCAUCAGCGAGCGCGCUUUGGCGCCUAGCCGCUCUGCCGCUUCAAUACGGUUCGUCUUCACCUUGUCAGGCAUGCUCAGUGAUGGGAAAGCGUCAACAUCUCUUCCAAAUAGCUCGGAGAUAAUAAGUAGCUCCAAUAUGCAAACAAUACUGUCUGCCCCUCGAUAUUAACAACCUCAUCGCCGGCCACCUUUUUCAGCCCACACCGCCCUGUUUUACCAAUAACCUUGACCAGCCACAAGCAUGCCUCCUCCUGUUACCGACGAUGGCUACCACUGGACCCGUUCUACAGGUAUGCAACAAGGUGUACUCCGUUGUAAAGGGGUUGUGGACCCUCCAAGCCGGAUUGACAAUAGUUUCCUUGAAUAUGAUGUCGUGGUCAUUGGCGCUGGCUAUGCCGGUCUGAUCGCGGCUAGAGAGCUUGUGCAGCGCGGCCAUUCCGUUGCUCUUCUCGAAGCCCGAGACCGUGUCGGAGGAAGAACCUGGACUGCCGAAGUUGAUGGAUAUAUGUAUGAGAUGGGUGGUACAUGGGUCACCCAUUGGAUGGGUUACCUACAAAAAGAAAUGGAGCGAUACGGCAUGGAGGAUGAUCUCAUUACCACAAGGCUUAAAGGGGCCGGAGACGACUUCUACACUUUGAAUGUACCAGGUGCUAAGCCGCGCAAAAUGUCUCACGCCGAAGCAGGCGCUCUCGCAGCUCGCGCCUGGGAUAUUUUCGUCAACGUAGAUGGCAAUGGCGGGCGCACCGUCUGUCCCCUCCCCCACGCUCCCUUCAAUAACGUCAGAACAACCAAAGCCGAUGUCGAGGCUAUCGAUCAACUAUCAGCAGUCGACCGCCUGGAGCAGAUUGGGCAUUUGCUCACCAAUGAGGAACGGGGAGUUCUUGAGGCUUUGCUUCUUCAUAUCUCCGGAGGUACUCUUGAGACUACAUCCACCUGGGAUAUUGUUCACUCCAAUGCUCUCCAAGGACAUUCUUCGGUCAAUUUUGAAGAAGUAUGGACUACUUACAAGCUCCGUGAGGGUCAAUCUGGUCUUGCAAGAGCUAUGUUCGACGAAGCUUGUAUUGCAGGCUUGGACUACGCUUUUAAGACCCCGGUUGACACCAUUCGUGACUUGAGAAACUUCGUCGAGAUUCAUACCACUACCGGCAGUACCUUCCGAGCGACCCGAGUUAUCUCAACCAUCCCACUCAAUGUUCUCCACACUAUCAAGUUCGACCCCCCUGUGUCCCCAACACGUGCCGAAGCUUUCCGUCUUGGUCACGUCAAUCACAUGUCCAAGAUUCAUGCCGAAGUCAAGGGCGAUAUCGCUUCUUGGUGCGGUCUGACAUAUCCUGCCAAAUUAAUGUUUGGUUACAGUGAUGGGCUUUAUCCUAAUGGGAAUACUCAUAUUGUCACCUUUGGAGCGGAUGAAACCGAUGACUUCGUUCCCGAGAAGAACCCUGAGCAAGUAAUUGAGGCUAUGAACAGGAUUCGCCCUGUGGAUGUCCAGCGUAUGGUCUUCCAUAAUUGGAAUACCGACCCAUGGUCCAUGGCUGGCCCUGCGUGGUAUCGGCCUGGGUAUGCUACCAAGUAUCAGGAAGAGCUCCAAUCACGCCAUGGAAACAUCUUCUUUGCUUCUGCCGACUGGGCAAGGGGCUGGCGAGCUGCGAUAGACGGCGCCCUUGAACAAGGCUUCUGCAAUGCACAAAGCGUUUCUAGAGAACUCCAAGGAAGGCACUGGAAGCGAGGAUAUUUUUUGCCGCAAGGUGAUUCUGUUAGUGACUCAAUCCCCCACGUUGGCGCGAUGAAGGGCGGUGUGAAUGGGAAGGACGGAGUGAAUGGGCUCUCUAAUGGUGUAAACGGCUUCCAUAUUUGAUCUGUCA
Cryptococcus deneoformans JEC21 is the source of this 2650-nucleotide messenger RNA. RefSeq names its product amine oxidase, putative. The coding region runs from base 1030 to 2643 and encodes 537 amino acids. The record is from RefSeq and is a predicted model, not a curated record. NCBI's taxonomy places the organism in Eukaryota, Fungi, Basidiomycota, Tremellomycetes, Tremellales, Cryptococcaceae. Gene Ontology annotation, molecular function: oxidoreductase activity. The transcript has 5 exons.